AUGGCUUUGAGUAGAUUCUUGAAAAGGGUGGGGAAUGGUUCUUGGAUUGUUGUUGGAGUUGUUGUUGGAGUUGUUGCUGGAGCUGUCGUAGGAGCCGCCAUGUUUGAAUAA
This is a messenger RNA of Sclerotinia sclerotiorum 1980 UF-70, 111 nucleotides long. RefSeq lists its product with no specific name. The record is from RefSeq and is a predicted model, not a curated record. Bases 1 to 111 code for a protein of 36 amino acids. The transcript has a single exon. NCBI's taxonomy places the organism in Eukaryota, Fungi, Ascomycota, Leotiomycetes, Helotiales, Sclerotiniaceae.